AUGUCCGACCAAGAAUCUACAUACAAAUUCAACGUCAGCAUGAGCUGCGGCGGGUGCUCUGGUGCCGUCGAGCGGGUCCUCAAGAAGCUAGACGGCGUGAAAUCUUACGAUGUAAGCCUGGACACUCAAACUGUCCUUGUCAAGGCCGAGCCCUCCCUCGAAUAUGACACAGUCCUAAACACGAUCAAGAAGACCGGAAAGACGGUAAACAGCGGCGAGGUGGUGACGGCUUGA
Molecule: messenger RNA, 234 nt
Organism: Aspergillus calidoustus
Lineage: Eukaryota; Fungi; Ascomycota; Eurotiomycetes; Eurotiales; Aspergillaceae
Source: the annotation of a GenBank genome assembly